Molecule: messenger RNA, 99 nt
Organism: Penicillium oxalicum
Lineage: Eukaryota; Fungi; Ascomycota; Eurotiomycetes; Eurotiales; Aspergillaceae
Exons: 1
Coding region: 1-99 (32 amino acids)
Source: RefSeq, a predicted model, not a curated record
AUGUUGGAUAAACUCAAGUUUGGUGGCUUUUUGGUCUACAGUGAGGGUAACCAAGACGUACUGUACGUAGCGGCGGAACUGGAAAUCCCGACGAAAUGA